AUGGGGAUGAUGUGGGCGUGCUCAGCAGCAUCGCUGGCUUGCUCGAGGCGACUCUCGCGAGCCUCGCGAGCCAGGAGAGUGGGGAGACUGGGGAGACUUGCUGCCCGAGGUAGCGAAUGGUCGGCUGGUUUGCAGGAUCCCAGAGAGUUUGAGUCCGAAGAGGACUAUCUCAAGACCCUCGAGGCAGACGGCGAGUUGCCCAAAGGGUUUCGAAUCGCAAACAGUAACUUGACGUUCAUCCCCGAAGAAGCUCAGGAAAUGGGGGAGCUUCCCAUGAGACUUACCGUCCUGUGCCUGGAAGAGCCUAGUGAUAUGGCAGCGGCCGUUUUCACACAAAACGCAUUUCCUGGUGCUCCUGUGCGGGUUGGCCGAUGCCGAUUUGCAGACAAAGCAAAGCUUCAAGCAGUCGUUGUCAACAACAAGAUCAGCAACGUUUCCCCACCUGAUUCUGAUGGAGGUGUAUCUGCAAGUGAGGAGUUAUGCCUUGAGUUGGCCAAGAAGCUGAACUUACCAGGUGGCGGGGAGUCAGUGCUACCAAGCUCGACAGGAGUGAUUGGCUGGAGGUUACCUGUAAAGGAGAUGGUGCAAGCUCUCCCGACAGAAGAAAUGCUUAAGGGAGGCAGCGCCGUUGCUGCUGCCCGUGGAAUCAUGACAACAGAUCGCUACCCCAAGCUGUCCGCAAAGACCUUCGAUGCUGGUGCAAAGUUGGUUGGCAUCGCCAAAGGUGCCGGUAUGAUUGAGCCAAACAUGGCUACGAUGCUUAGCUUCCUGAUGACAGAUAUCAGUUUUGAGCGGACCGAGCUGCAAGCGAUGUUGGAGGAAUGCGUAGCUGCCAGCUUCAACGCCAUUUCCGUCGAUGGAGACGAAUCUACAAGCGAUACGGUUGUUUUAAUUUCGAGCGGCCGGGCAUCAGCAGAUGUCAGCAAGGAAGAGUUCAAGGCUGCCUUGAAAGAGGUUUGCUGUGAUCUUGCGGCGCAGGUUGUGCGAAAUGGAGAAGGCACCCAGCAUGUCAUCCGAGUGAGUGUCAGCGGUGCUGACACAGAUGACACUGCGAGAAGGGUUGGCAAAGCAGUCGUGAAUGGGCCCCUGUUCAAGUCAGCUGUUGCCGGCAACGAUCCCAAUGUGGGGCGUUUGAUCGGAAAGGUCGGACAAACCUUGGGGACCGACGGUGCAAAGAUGGCACGGGACUGCGUCUGCAAGAUCGGUGGGGAAACGAUCUUCGAGAACGGCCAGUUCAGACUAGACACUGCCAAGGAGCAACGACUAAGCUCCCAUUUGAAGUUUGCUGCAGCAGACUGUCAACUGCCUUAUCCGCAGCACCGUCGAGUGGUGGAUGUGGAGGUGGUUUUGGGAACAGGAUCCGGCAAAGCAGUUGUUCUCGGAUCAGAUCUAACCACUGAGUACGUGAAGAUCAACGCAGAUUACCGCUCUUGA
Molecule: messenger RNA, 1434 nt
Organism: Symbiodinium natans
Lineage: Eukaryota; Dinophyceae; Suessiales; Symbiodiniaceae
Source: the annotation of a GenBank genome assembly